Temnothorax curvispinosus is the source of this 1168-nucleotide messenger RNA. Its product is annotated as ankyrin-1-like. The annotation marks the transcript as partial. The record is from RefSeq and is a predicted model, not a curated record. Gene Ontology annotation, molecular function: protein binding. Lineage: Eukaryota; Metazoa; Arthropoda; Insecta; Hymenoptera; Formicidae. The transcript has 2 exons.
AAUAAAGGAGCUAAUGUAAAUGCUAAGCAAAAGGAUGGGACCACUGCAUUGCACAUUGCAACUCAGGAGGGUCAUAAAAAGGUUGUAAAAGUAUUGCUAAAAUGCGGUGCCAAAGUUGAUUCUAAAAUGAAAAAUGACAUCACACCACUGCACUUAGGUGCUGAAAAAGGUUAUCGGGAAAUUAUUGAGACUAUCUUGAAAUUUGGUGCUGAUAUUAACUCUAGAGAUGAGUAUGGCAGAACAGCACUUCAUAUUGCUUCUCAAGAAGGACGUACAGAAGUUGUUGCAACUCUUCUGGAAUAUGGUUCUGAUAUUAAUAUUACGAGUAGAAAUAAUUGUACACCUCUUGAUUAUGCUAUGGCUGCAUCCCAUUAUAUCAGCAGCUAUAAUGACUCUGAUGAUGAUUAUGAUGAUGAUGAUUAUUCCGAUCUAACUGCUGAAGCUAUUAAACGCCACAUAGUUAAAAUGAAAACCGCAAAUUUAUAUGUAAGUAAAAAAAAUUUACUAUCAAUGAGUAGCAGUGAUGAAAUAAGUGAUUUUCAGGAUGAUUGUGAGGAAGAAAUAGCAAGCAUGAAGAGUGAGAAGAUUAAUAAUACUAAUAUCUCAUUUUAUGAUAUCUUGGCAAAAGGUACAAGCUCAUUAGCAAUAUAUAUGAGGAAUGAAAAUAUAGUGCUGGUUUUAAAAUCAGACGACUAUAAAACCAAAUUUCCAAUAUACGCUAGUAUGAUAGGAAGUCAUUUCAGAAAGGGUAUGGAAAGAAAAGAGUUACUUAAACAAGGCAAUAAAGUUUUCCAUCUUCUCUUUAACAACUUUCCUGAGUUACCACAUGACUGUACUGAAAAAAUAUUUAGUUACCUGAAUGACGAAGACUUAAGAAUUUUGAUGGAUGCUUGUAAGCCUCUUAGCAUCAGUAAUCCUAAUACUAAUAUUAAUGAUGUAGUGAUUACCUCAAAUAUAUCUCAAGUAUAGUACGUUUAAGUUAAGGAAGAAUAGCAGAAUUAGCUACUUUCAACAUUAAGUAAUAGCUUUAGUAAUUAAAAUAACUAUUAUAGUUUGACAAGGCGUUUGGAUCUUGAUGAAAAAAAAGUUUCUGCGAAUCUUUUCACCUGAAACAGAUUAGGAUGUUAAAGAUGUUUAUCAAUAAUAUGUAGUAAUUUAUUUUUAUGCA